This is a messenger RNA of Asparagus officinalis (garden asparagus), 830 nucleotides long. RefSeq names its product FAD synthase-like. The transcript is spliced from 5 exons. Lineage: Eukaryota; Viridiplantae; Streptophyta; Magnoliopsida; Asparagales; Asparagaceae. Gene Ontology annotation, molecular function: FMN adenylyltransferase activity. Bases 140 to 577 code for a protein of 145 amino acids. Gene Ontology annotation, biological process: FAD biosynthetic process. The record is from RefSeq and is a predicted model, not a curated record.
CGCCGUGGCGUCAUCGAUCUCAUCACUGAACUCGUCGCCGUUUCAUCUUGGAUCUCAUCUCCAAUCUCCUCUCCGAUAUUAUCUUCAUCGUCGAGCUACUCUCGUUGCUUUUUCCACCGAGGGCGAGCACUGAAUCACAAUGGUCUUGCUGCAUUUACUACGAGCUGGAUAUUAUUUGCAUAAAGAGAAAACGAAGCAAUCCAAUGGAAAUCAGUUGGAUUCUAUUCCAGAGUGUAGAAUAAGGACUAUCUACUUUGAAACUCCCUGUGCAUUUCCUAAAAUCAAUUCAUUCACUUAUGAAACAGCCUCUAAUUAUGACUUGCAAUUGGAAAUUAUUAGCCUUGAUUUCAAGUCUGGGUUAGAGACUCUAAUGAAGGAAAAACCUAUCAAAGCUAUUUUUCUUGGUACACUAAUUGGCGACCCUAAUGCGGUUGGCCAAGAGCAGUUCUCUCCUAGCUCACCAGGAUGGGCCCCUUUCAUGAGGGUGAAUCCUAUCUUGGAUUGGUCAUACAGGGAUGUGUGGGCUUUCUUAUUGACCUGCAAGGUUCAGUACUGCAGCUUAUAUGACAAGGGGUAAUACGUUGAAAUACUAUUGCUUCUUAGAUUCCAUUUUUGACUUUAUCUAUCUGCUCUAUAUCACCCCUCAUGUACUUUUCUCAUUUAUAGCAAAAGAAAAGAUGAUAUCAUUUUAUAAUUGUUAUGAUCUGUGAAGCACUAAUAUGGAUAAUAGAACAAAAUUUGUCACCACAAAGUUACACAAAUAUGAAAGAUAUCAAAGCUUUCUAAUUUAGAACACAAAUAAUUAAAUAAAGUAUGGACACCCAAAAAGC